Messenger RNA from Podospora bellae-mahoneyi, 2628 nucleotides. RefSeq lists its product as uncharacterized. The coding region runs from base 1 to 1617 and encodes 538 amino acids. The transcript has 2 exons. Gene Ontology annotation, biological process: regulation of transcription by RNA polymerase II. Lineage: Eukaryota; Fungi; Ascomycota; Sordariomycetes; Sordariales; Podosporaceae. The record is from RefSeq and is a predicted model, not a curated record. Gene Ontology annotation, molecular function: DNA-binding transcription factor activity, RNA polymerase II-specific; RNA polymerase II cis-regulatory region sequence-specific DNA binding. Gene Ontology annotation, cellular component: nucleus.
AUGAAUACAGAUAGCGACCUGUAUGACCCCGAUGAAGUCCUGCCUAGGAACAGCCCGCUCUUGCAGCCGCUUCGUCCUACGCUCCGACCGCCGACUCCGAGCCCGCCGCCGAUCACCUCGCCCCAGUCCAUCAGUUCCGCUUCUAGCUUUGGUGACAAGAAACCGCGUGUUCGUAUGCCGAGACCAACCUUGGGCGAUGGGAUCCUGAUUAGCUACUUGGACAACCAUCGGCAGCACGACAUCGCCCUCCAAGCCAGCGUGAACGGUUUGCCAUGCGAGCCCGAAUCUCCCGCGGAUACCGAUCUCAUCGACGACACCGGCUCUUUAUACAGCGCCGUUUCGCCAGGGGGCCGACGGUCUGGCAGGGACAACGACAAAGGCGGGGGGACAUACACGAGCUCGAGAAUGUCUGUUGAUCCGCCUGGGCUGGAGAGUUUGGGAGGGUUCGAUUUGAAAAGUCUGGCGGCAGGUGCCUUGGCUGCAGUUAUCACGGACGCGCAACCUGAAGCCCCUACCGCCACGGAAACGAAGCUACCUGAUACUGAGGCUGGUUCUGGGUUACAAAGACCACCGGCACCACCGGCACCACCGGCACCACCACCACCAGUGCUCAAGGCGCCGGUAAUACCGGUGCGAUCAAACUCCUUCCGGGAUGAACGCCCUGCCGCCAUAUCAGCACCGCCUCCGGUGCCUCCAUACGGCCCUAUCUCUCCUCGCGAGCAAGGCCACCAUUCUCCCAGCAACAGUAUCACAUCGGCAACCCUCAGCGAAGGUUUGGCCCCCCUCAAGCUUAACUCGCUGAGGUUUGAGAACAACGGACCCACGCUUCCGUCCAUCCGAUCUACUUUUGGGGACAUCAAUCAGCUUCGCAACAACGUUGCUGCUGAGCAUGAGAGAAUGCGGUCUGCUACGUUCCCACGGUCUCCUCCUGCCACCACGCCGCGAUUGCCUUCAUUAGGCGGCCAUGGCUCGCCGCCACCUUUGUCACCAGUUGACAGUUUUCGGGGACCUCUUUCCCCGAGCCACUCUCUUGUACACCCAGCAGCAAGCCCUCCAGGGACCUAUGGCGGCUAUUAUGCACAAAUGGGCAGCCAUCCUCGGCAAUCCGACUAUGCGAGCAGUUCAACGGCCACUCCCGGUUCUGAGCAAUCGGUCUCCACCCCCGGGGCAAAUAAUUCUAAUCAUAAUAGCAUCGACCGAAUAGGUUCGAUACCGCUGGAGGGCGUCACACACAUUGGGACCUAUGUCUGCAAAUUCAGCGGGUGCAACGCCCAGCCGUUUGCUACUCAGUACCUGUUGAACUCCCACGCCAAUGUACACUCUUCUGCCCGGCCACAUUAUUGCCCUGUUGCGGGGUGCCCCCGUAGCGAGGGAGGCAAAGGAUUCAAACGCAAAAACGAAAUGAUACGGCACGGUCUGGUCCAUGAUUCACCGGGAUAUGUGUGUCCAUUUUGCCCUGACAGAGAGCACAAGUAUCCAAGACCAGACAAUCUUCAGAGACACGUUCGUGUACACCACGUUGACAAGGAUAAAGACGACCCACUACUCCGCGAUGUACUUUCACAACGGCCCGACGGACCAAGCAGGGGAAGACGACGACGAGGUGGCCCUGGGUGAGACCUAUUUGGGCGCUCUACUUUGAAAUACACCUUUCGAACACCAUCCCAAGAAACACUACGAUUAUCUUCUCUGCACAUACCUUUUUUCACGCAUUUGCAACACCUUCAACACGACGGUCUAUUUGUAGUAUAUACGCAUAACGUUUUUUUAGUGAAACCGAGCGAGCCCGGAGUUGCGCUUUUCUUCUAGGAGUUGGGGUUGAUGGCGCGUGUGGGCAAGCAAGAGGUGUGAGGCAUUUGACGGGGGUGAAAAGGUGUUUUGGCACGUGGUGCAGGGGUUACCGUGUUACUGAGGAGGUUAUGAUACGGCAUGGCGUUGUGUUUUGGAAUUUUUUGGGGGGGUUUGAUGUUGUUUCGUUAUUAGUCGAUAUACCAUGUUGUUCUUUUUAUACUGUCAAGUUGGGAGAUGGAAAGGAGGAAGGCAAAGGUCAAGGAAAUUGGACGGAUCGGUCGGAAUUUGCAACAUACAACUGUUGCAAAAAAGGAAAGGUUAGGGAAGGCAAGGAAUGGAAGGAUACCCCGUCUCUCGUUCUCUCUCGUUCUACAUUUUCAUUUGUGUUUUUUUCUUUCCCCGGAACUUCACUGUGGAUUUGAGUCUCCUGCUGGGCUUCGGGAUGUUGCGGGAGGGAAAGAUUUGGGGUGGAUAGGUCAGGACGAGGCAUGGCAUUUUUACCAGUACUGGCGAGUGCUGGGAUGCCUCGGAAACAGGGCGAAAACAGGACCUGGCCAAGAUGCAACAUGAUGAAGGUUGAGGGGCAGGGAGGGAUUUGGGGCAUGGAACGGAUGGGAAAUGGGCGCAGCAUUGGGGCCUGCAUUGAUCAUGGCACACAACAAACAUUGCGUUGCAUUCACCUAAGCGUUGGGAUUUUGCGCAUGCGUUUGUUUGUAGAUGCUACCAUAGCUACCGGCUUGUCGACUGUCUUGAUAUGUAGGAUCCAGUUCAGGACAGAGAGACAGGGACAGCUUUGCCCAGGAAGGCGAGAAUUUACAGGAACUUUCCAGAGGAAGA